This is a messenger RNA of Drosophila mauritiana, 536 nucleotides long. It is a transcript of the gene Obp47a, whose product is annotated as general odorant-binding protein 56a. The record is from RefSeq and is a predicted model, not a curated record. Gene Ontology annotation, biological process: sensory perception of smell. Bases 1 to 498 code for a protein of 165 amino acids. The transcript is spliced from 2 exons. Gene Ontology annotation, molecular function: odorant binding. NCBI's taxonomy places the organism in Eukaryota, Metazoa, Arthropoda, Insecta, Diptera, Drosophilidae.
AUGAAUCGAGUUCUAGUGCUAUUGGUUGUGCUUAAAAUGUUCGCUUUAAGCGAGUCCCGUUUCGCCAAGAUAAACAUCAAUCUGGGACUAACCGUGGCUGAUGAAUCCCCCAAAACGAUCACCGAGGACAUGAUUCGCCUAUGCGGGGAUCAAACGGAUAUAUCCCUUAGGGAGUUGCACCAGCUGCAAAGGGAGGACUUUUCGGAGCCCUCGGAAUCGGUCCAGUGUUUCACCCAUUGCCUCUACGAGCAAAUGGGUCUCAUGCACGACGGUGUUUUUGUGGAACGCGAUCUCUUCGGGCUUCUUUCCGAUGCCAGUAAUCCCGAUAAUUGGCCAGAACGUCGGUGCCACGCGAUUAGUGGCAGUAACAAAUGUGAGACGGCCUUCAAGAUUCACCAAUGCCGGCAGCAGUUGAAACAGCAGCAGCAGAACUCAUUGGCCACCAAGGAGGUGGAGGUCACCACGACACCAGCUGGAUCCGAUGAACCAAAGCCUUAGAACUUUAUACAACAUUUGGUGUCGGUAUAUGGGCUUAA